Messenger RNA from Pelodiscus sinensis (Chinese soft-shelled turtle), 2786 nucleotides. The record is from RefSeq and is a predicted model, not a curated record. NCBI's taxonomy places the organism in Eukaryota, Metazoa, Chordata, Testudines, Trionychidae.
CCCCAUCUUCAUCUCCCUGCAGCUGGAUGAAAACGUGCAGGUCCUGCUGAGAGGCUAUGAUGGGGACUGUGAGCCCCCACCCCCUGGAACCCCUGCUCCCCCAACUGCAGAGGAGCCCAGGUCAGAGUCAAUGGGACCAGACCCUGAGAGCACAGUCAGCCCUAGUACCGAGGGCCCAGAUAGGACAGAAACAGCCCCAUCUGUUGCAGCCCCAUCCACGCCCUGGAAGGCUGGGGGGUCGUUGCUGAAUGAGCCAGCCCUGUCCUUCCUGGCCACACUGGCCAGCAGCAGCAGCGAGGAGAUCGAGCUGCAGCUGCAAGAGCGCAUGGAGUUCUCCAAGGCCGCUGUGUCCCGGGUGGUCGAAGUCUCCAACAAGAUCCACCGGCGCACAGAGGAGCUGUGCCAGAAGAUCCACACCCGUGAUGACUUGGACCAACUGGAUGAGGCACUGAAGUCCUUAAACAAAGAGCUGAUGAGAGAGAAUCAGCGGCUGCAGGACUUAGCUAUGCAGCUGCAGGAGAAACACCACAAGAUCUCGCUAGAGUACACGGAGCUGCAGGACAAGGUGACAUCGUCGGAGACCAAGGUGCUGGAGAUGGAGACGACGGUGGAGGAUCUGCAGUGGGACAUUGAGAAGCUGCGCAAGCGCGAGCAGAAGCUCAACAAACAUCUCGCUGAGGCGCUAGAGCAGCUGAACUCUGGUUACUACGUGUCAGGCAGCUCCGGGGGCUUCCAGGGUGGCCAGAUCACCCUCAGUAUGCAGAAGUUCGAGAUGCUGAAUGAGGAGGUGGAGGAGAACCAGGAGCUGGCCAACAGCCGCAUGGCUGAACUGGAGAAGCUGCAGCAGGAGCUGCAACAGGCUGUCAGGACCAACGAGAAGCUCAAGAUGGCGCUGCGCUCGCUGCCCGAGGAGGCGGUGAAGGAGACCCUGGACUACAAGGUGCUGCAGUCGCAGUUCUCGCUGCUCUACAACGAGAGCCUGCAGGUGAAGACCCAGCUGGACGAGGCGCGUGCCCUGCUGCUCACCACCAAGAACAGCCACCUGCGCCACAUCGAGCACAUGGAGAGCGACGAGCUGAACCUGCAGAAGAAGCUGCGCACGGAGGUGAUCCAGCUGGAGGACACGCUGGCCCAGGUGCGCAAGGAGUACGAGAUGCUGCGCAUCGAGUUCGAGCAGAACCUGGCGGCCAAUGAGCAAGCAGGCCCCAUUAACCGGGAGAUGCGCCACCUGAUCAGCAGCCUCCAGAACCACAACCACCAGCUGAAGGGAGACGUGCAGCGCUACAAACGCAAGCUGCGCGAGGUGCAGGCUGAGAUCAACAAGGUGAGCGCCCUGCUGGGGGGGGAGUGCAGGGUCCUGAUCCCUCUCCUCCCCAGGAAGGCCCAGGAGAGCCAGAAAGAGAUGAAGCUGCUGCUGGACAUGUACAAAUCGGCCCCCAAAGAGCAGCGGGACAAGGUGCAGCUCAUGGCUGCUGAGAAGAAGACCAAGGCCGAGGUGGAGGAGCUGCGUGGGCGGGUGCGGGAGCUGGAGGAGAAGGAGAAGAAGGAGAGCAAGAAGAUGGAGGAGGAGGACGCCCUGCGCAAGAUCAAGCUGGCGGAGGAGCAGAUUGAGCACCUGCAGAAGAAACUGGCUGCUACCAAGCAGGAGGAGGAGGCCCUGCUGUCGGAGAUGGAUGUGACGGGCCAGGCCUUCGAGGACAUGCAGGAGCAGAACAUGCGCCUCAUGCAGCAGCUGCGCGAGAAGGACGACGCCAACUUCAAGCUCAUGUCCGAGCGGAUCAAGUCCAACCAGAUCCACAAGCUGCUGCGCGAGGAGAAGGACGAGCUGGCGGAUCAGGUGCUGGCCCUCAAGUCCCAGGUAGGGGGCGGUGGAAGCGGCCCAGCUGGCCGAGGACCUGAAGGUGCAGCUGGAGCACGGGCCCAGCUGGCUGAGGAGCUGAAGGUGCAGCUGGAGCACGUGCAGUGCAAGCUGAAGGAAAUCCAGUCCUGCAUGGCGGAGAACCGGGCUGCCAAGGAGAAGGAGUCCUUCAACCUCAAGCAGGCCCAGGAGGACAUCUCCCGGCUGCGGCGCAAGCUGGAGAAGCAGAAGAAGGUGGAGGUGUACGCCGACGCUGACGAGAUACUGCAGGAAGAGAUCAAGGAGUACAAGGCCAAACUGACCUGUCCCUGCUGCAACACGCGCAAGAAGGACGCGGUGCUCACCAAGUGCUUCCACGUCUUCUGCUUCGACUGCGUCAAGACGCGCUACGACACCCGCCAGCGCAAGUGCCCCAAGUGCAACGCGGCCUUCGGCGCCAACGACUUCCACCGCAUCUACAUCAGCUGAGCGCCCGCAGUCCCCUGCAUCCCCCCGCCGGGCGCUGCAGAGCCUGCCAGCCCCCGCCCUGGCUCUUCCUUCCACAGAUCCCCCACCCCAGGGACUUGCUGCUGGGAUCCACGUGGCAGAUCCCCUCCUCCCAGCCCUCUGCGCUCCGCUCAGCAGAUGCUGCCAGGAUCCACCUGGCCUGCCCUAUGGAUCCCACCCACGUGCUCCCUGGUCCCUUGAGAGAAGGGUCCUCUGGAUCCUCCCUGGGUUCCAUUAGAUCCUCCGGGGCUGGUCUCCUCCCACUGUGUGAACCCCGGUGAGAAUCCUGUUGUGCUGAGAGGAUGCCCUGUGGGGGUGAAGGGUCCCAGGGGAGGGGGUAGAGAGGGACCGUUCAUUCUAUUUGGAUUUUAUUUUAUUUUUAAAUACGUUUUGUUGCGUGGGAAAUAAAGACUGGAGAGUGCCACCGGGGCCAGAUCCCACA